Molecule: messenger RNA, 1975 nt
Organism: Neogale vison (American mink)
Lineage: Eukaryota; Metazoa; Chordata; Mammalia; Carnivora; Mustelidae
Gene: FMO4
Product: flavin containing dimethylaniline monoxygenase 4
Exons: 9
Coding region: 47-1717 (556 amino acids)
Molecular function (GO): N,N-dimethylaniline monooxygenase activity; flavin adenine dinucleotide binding; NADP binding
Source: RefSeq, a predicted model, not a curated record
GAGAAGUAAUUUGCCAGAGUGGCUGCUCUGUCCCUACAAGAGUACCAUGGCCAAGCGAGUGGCAGUGAUUGGAGCCGGUGUGAGUGGCCUGUCCUCCAUCAAGUGCUGCUUGGAUGAGGACCUGGAGCCCACCUGCUUUGAGAGAACUAACGACAUCGGGGGACUCUGGAAGUUUACUGAAACUUCUAAAGAUGGGAUGACCAGGGUCUACAGGUCAUUAGUGACAAAUGUCUGCAAAGAAAUGUCAUGUUAUAGCAACUUCCCCUUCCAAGAAGAUUAUCCCAAUUUCAUGAACCAAGGAAAAUUUUGGGACUAUCUCCGAGAAUUUGCUGAGCACUUUGACCUUCUGAAAUACAUUCGGUUUAGGACCACAGUGCGCAGUGUAACAAAACGUCCAGACUUCUCCGAAACUGGCCAGUGGGAUGUUGUCACAGAGACAGAGGGGAAGCAGGAACGAGCUGUCUUUGAUGCUAUCAUGGUUUGCACCGGACAUUACCUGAAUCCCCGUUUACCCUUGGAGUCCUUUCCUGGUAUUCAUAAAUUUAAAGGCCAGAUCCUGCACAGUCAGGAGUAUAAGAGCCCAGAAGGCUUUCAAGGCAAACGCGUGUUAGUGAUCGGUCUUGGGAACACUGCAGGAGACGUGGCCGUGGAGCUGAGCCGGACGGCAGCACAGGUACUUCUCAGUACCAGGACUGGUGCCUGGGUUCUCCACCGCUCUUCAGAUGGGGGCUACCCAUUAAAUAUGGUGAUUACAAGAAGAUGCCUUAAUUUUAUCACACAAGUUCUGCCCUCGCGUGUACUAAACUGGAUUCAACAGAGGCAACUGAAUAAAAGAUUUAACCAUGAGAAUUAUGGAUUAAGUAUUACAAAGGGGAAAAUAUCAAAAUUCAUUGUGAAUGACGAACUGCCGACCUGUAUCCUUUGUGGGACAGUCACCAUGAAAACCGGCGUGAAGGAGUUUACAGAAACCUCUGCUCUCUUUGAAGACGGAACCAUGGAAGAAAACAUCGAUACUGUGAUCUUCGCGACAGGAUACACAUUUUCUUUUCCCUUUCUCGAAGAACCUCUUAAAAGCCUCAGUACAAAGAAGAUAUUCCUAUAUAAGCGGGUCUUUCCUUCAAACCUAGAGAGAGCAACACUAGCUCUCAUUGGCUUCAUCAGCCUUAAAGGAUCCAUCUUGGCGGGCACGGAGCUCCAAGCACGCUGGGCCACGAGAGUAUUCAAAGGACUCUGUCGGAUACCUCCAUCCCAGAAGUUGAUGGCCGAGGCUACUAAAAAGGAGCAGCUCAUAGAAAGGGGUGUGAUGAAAGACACCAGUGAAGACAAACUUGAGUUCAUUCAGUACCUGGAUGACCUGGCUGCAUGCAUAGGCGCCAAGCCCAGUGUCCCUCUUCUGUUCCUCAAGGAUCCCAGACUAGCCUGGGAAGUUUUCUUUGGACCAUGCACUCCUUACCAAUACCGCCUUGUGGGCCCUGGAAAAUGGGAUGGAGCCAGAAAUGCCAUCCUGACCCAGUGGGCCAGGACACUGAAACCCUUAAAAACUCGAAUUGUUCCUGAUUCCACCAAGCCUGCCUCCAUGUCACAUUAUUUAAAAGUUUGGGGGGCACCUAUCCUCCUUGCCUCUCUCGUACUGAUCUGUAAACCUUCACUGUUUUUGAAACCGGUACGAGAUAAUCUACAGGAUAGAAUCUCCUCUUACCUAACACGUAUUUGGUGAGGACGAAUCUCGUCACGGGAGUCGUGCCCAGCCACACUAAUUCUGUCUCCAAUACUCUGUGCCUCCUCCUCUCCUCUCUGUCUUACCUGCUAUCACCCAAGCUCAGGUCCAGUCAUGUCUUAUCUGAGUCACUGUACUGUCUUUCUCUCUAGUCUCAGUGCCUCCUUUCCUCUCUAUAUUCCACUCUGCUACCUAAGCAACUAUGCUAAAAUAAGAAUAGCAUCACUAUUGCCAUCAAGAUCUCGGUAGGAAUCAGAC